Messenger RNA from Triplophysa dalaica, 2858 nucleotides. RefSeq names its product Mdm1 nuclear protein (gene saxo6). The transcript is spliced from 15 exons. NCBI's taxonomy places the organism in Eukaryota, Metazoa, Chordata, Actinopteri, Cypriniformes, Nemacheilidae. Gene Ontology annotation, molecular function: microtubule binding. The record is from RefSeq and is a predicted model, not a curated record. Bases 556 to 2607 code for a protein of 683 amino acids. Gene Ontology annotation, biological process: negative regulation of centriole replication.
GUUGAAGCGCUACUCAAAGGCGUUGUACAGCUAGUGGGAUGGUCCUAUCGAGUACGUCUUGCCACGUCCCCAAAUAUGAGACCGCAACACGUCGUUUGAAAGUGAUGCCAUUCUGCCACAUUAUUACACACAUGCAUUACACCGAUUUGGGUUAUUUACAGCUCUACGUGUAAACUGAACAAUAAUGACACGCGGAGCUUCUGUGCUAGCCAAGCUGUAAUCUCCAGAACAGCCUUUUGAACAAUUAUGGCGUAUGAAGACUUUAAACACGUACGCUUUUAAAACAAAUAUGUAGGUUUUCUCGAAACUUCUCUACACGUUUUAUAUUACUGCCAUCUGGUGGUCAAAAGAUAUGGCGUGUCUGCAAAACUGGCGUCCCGUUAAAUUAACGGGUUAUAAAUUAUGACAUUUGACACGUUAAUUGCGCACUAAUCACACAUCCAAAAGUAGCUUUUCUGACGAGUACAUAUAUUCAUAGAUAUGCAUACGAAUACAGUUAUUUAACACCACGUCACCUUCUGUAGCGUAACGAUAAAGCGGCUUACAACCGUACGCAUGCGCGUAUCGGGGGACGCUGAAGCCCUCACCAAGGGAACCAGCGAGUAUAGAAGUAGAUACAAGGGUCGAGCAACAAGAUCCAGAAGCGAUUCUCCACAUCAGAGGAUGCAACUGGCAGGACUGGGUUCUGAUCAAAAUAAAAUAACCCGGGAGCCCCAAUUCCCAUCCAAAAGGAGAGUGCCAUUUUAUCCACCUCAGGUAUCCAGCUCCCUGCAAUGGGAAAGACAAGAUCCGCAUCAACAACGCCAUGAGAGGAGCAGGCCUGUCACACCUCCUGCUGUCAAACCUGUGCCUAGAGCCACUAGUGUAGAAAGAGAGCAGACCCCACUGGCCCCAAGAGACAGCACACCACAAGAGGGCACCGCUGCACCGUCACAACAACAAGCAGCGGCCGUUCAGCCAAACAGGACCACUGCUGAGCAGACAAAAUUGAGACUGGCACAAAACAGAGUAAACCAUGCAUUGCGGAAACGAGCAGGACUGAAGUCAGAGCAACAGAGAAAUGGGCGCUUGAGCUCAGAGUACCAGAGACAGUUCAUGAGGAAAACCCCUGUGGCCGAUUCCCCCCUGUUAGCGGCACAAGAGAUGUUUUAUAAUGCCAAUAAAAUGAUCCCGCCCUUCAAGUCCAACAAAGUAAUCAUGGAAAGCGAGUACAGGAGAAACUUUAAAGGAUCACCACCUCCCAGACCCCCUCGCUUGAGACGAGAUGUUGAGCAGUGUGAGGUCCCUGAGAUUUUUAUCCAAGAGAAGAGAAAGAGGACGAAAAAGGAGAGGCAACGCAGUAGAAGGUCAAGCCCCAAAAACAAGUACCAACAACAAGAAGUAAGGAAGGCGAAUACUGAGUACAGCUCCAACUUUCGCUCUCCACUCCAGUACUGCUACAGAGAUGGCGCUUGGGUGAAGGCCAGAACUGCACAGGUGGAGGAGUGUGAACUUGAUCAGUGGUGGUAUCGUGAGGUGCAGGAGCUACAAGAGAGAGCAGAAGCCUACAGGAAAAGGGCAAGGGGGACUCAUUUUUCCCGUCAACACUUCAACCAGAUCAUGUCGGAGAACAACUGGAUGUGGGAGCCUUCCAAUGGCACCUCCUCCUCACCCUCUGUCAUAUCCGAGAACAGCAGCCCCAUCAUAGAGGGUCUGGAUCUGGCCAGCCCUGGACCUUCUGCUUCUGUGGCAUCCAGCAGGAGAAGCUCUACUGGAGAGAUGCCUCAUGCGGAAGGUCCCACCCUCCUUGUACAAAGAAAGUUGGCUUGGGAUGAAAAAGCAGGGCCUGGAGAAAGAACUGAGGUCGAGGUUUUACACAAGGACCAGAAUUCUGAAGAUGGCCAUGUGGAACCACAUGUGAAUGGGACGAUUAUGGACAAAAACCAGAGGUUGAGGGUUUUGGAAACUGACUCAUCAUCAGCAGCAGUGGGAGGGCCUGGAGGUUCUAUCAACGGGGGCGGAUUGCCGACCCCUAAACUUAAGACUACGCAAACAGUACAAAGGAUACAUCAUGACCGCACCACUCCGGCUACUGGUACCCUACAGGUCUCUCCUCCAAAGAUCAAAAAUUCCUUUAAAACUUGGAAAAGCGAGUCACCUUUAGGAAACCCCCACUCUCCUUACAGACAUAUUGAUGGAUCUCCACAGCGACCAAACAGCAAGGCUGUGAACAGCAGCUCCCCAAACUCCUCACCAGCUGCAGGCCUCACCACCAUAGAUCCGCUUCCCAUUCGAUAUGAUGCAUGGUCUGAUGAGGAGCCCCAAUCCUCUAAUCCAAGACAGGCCAAGCCAUCACAAACACAGGAUAGACAACGUCUCAAAGCCAUUGUCACUUCACCUGCCAACAAAAUCCAGGGCACCAUGAGAAACCCGGAGUUUCAGCAUAACGGUAAUCUGGGAAUUUUUCGGCCAGAGCUGUUUGUGUUUCCUGAAUCUGACUCUGCUGUGUCAGACAAUGAUGAUAAGAUGUCUCAGAUCUCUUCUAGAUCAGCAGCUUCAUGCUCCAUGGCGUCUGAGAUCCUCGACCGUGCUCAGAGAAGAAAGGACGAAUUUUGGGGAAAAAGAUAAUUUGUAAAAGUUCAGGAUUUAAUUUUUUUCCCCAACCAUUUUGUUUUUAUACCAUAUUGUAUUGUGCUGUCGAGCUGUAUUUAAAAUGAAAAAAAAAAUGUAUUUGAUCUGUUUGACUUUAGACCACAAUUGUGUGCUCAGUAAAUGUUUAGCUAAUAAGACAAUGCAAUUGAAAAUAACACGUUUUCGGAAAAUGAAAUGGACCAUAAUUUGCAAAAAUUCAUUAAUAAAAUAAAAAAUAAUGAAACAUC